GACACUCAUCUGGUGCCUGAGUCUGCAGGUGACACAGCUUAGGUACGGAGUUCGGAGUCGGAGCAUGGGAACGCAGGGCUAUAGGCAAUCUUGGAAUCAAAUCGCCGAGAACCGGCUCCUAGGUUAGUUGUGUCUCAAGCCGGGGGGACCUCUCUACUAGUUACCCACCUCUGUGGGUGCACCUGCUGUGUGUAGAGAGGGCAGGAGCAAAUCAGCUAGCAGCAUGAUCUCGGCUGAAUGUUGUGGACUUGCCUGUCCCCAAGUGAAAAGCACUGAUUGGGAGAAGAGAGAGUGAGAGGCUUUUUAGAGUUGGAAAAGAAGGCGAGCUCUUGGAUUUCUCUCUGCAGAGGGACCUAGGACUCCCCAAGGGGCUGGUUUUGUACUGUCAUUGCUUCUUUCGUCCUGUCUUCACCCUUCUGAUCCAGUCCAGAAGCACUCCUUAACCAUGCUUUGGGUUACCGGAGUUUUUGGUGUUCCGCUGGAAGAGAGCAGGAGAGAGGUAUAGCGGCACCAGCAGCAAGGGGAAGACAGAAUUUGGAAAGGGGUAUCCGUGCUCUCUCCCAUUCUGAAAGGAAGGCGUUCGCAUCCCCUCUAAAUAUGGGAGGGGGGGGGAGCACGUGAAAUCAUGAAAUAAAAACUUUGGAAAGCUGCCACCGGAGAUGUGGUCGGGGCUGAAAAAACCCUGGAAUCUGUUAGGAAUCUCCUCUCAGACGCUCUGGGGCUUGGGAGCAGCUGAUACAGCAAGGAUUCAAGGGGCCCUGGAGGAGCGGUGCUGACAGGGGAGCGUGGCGAGAGAAUGAAGAAGCCAACCGCCCAGGAGAAGCAUGAGGUGGCAGUGCGGUGCUCGGUUUAAAGGGCUUCGGCUGGCCAUCCCAUGGGCGACGCUGCUGGCACUAGGUCUCCCCGGCUGGAUCUUUGCGGCCACUGCCAUUGCUGCCGCCGCUGUGGCCCCUGAGCAACAUGCCUCUUUGGCUGGCCAGCCCCCUUUGGAUUGGCUACUCACUGAUCGGGGCCCAUUUCACCGUGCUCAGGAGUAUGCGGACUUCAUGGAACGAUACCGUCAAGGUUUCACCACCAGGUACAGGAUUUACAGAGAGUUUGCCCGAUGGAAAGUGAACAACUUGGCUCUUGAAAGAAAGGACUUUUUCAGCUUACCAUUACCACUUGCCCCAGAAUUCAUCCGGAACAUCCGCCUUCUGGGAAGGAGGCCCAGCCUACAGCAAAUUACAGAAAACCUCAUCAAAAAGUACGGCACUCAUUUUUUACUCUCCGCAACUCUUGGAGGUGAAGAGUCAUUGACCAUUUUUGUGGACAAGAGGAAACUCAGCCGGAAAGCAGAAGCAAGUGAAGCUACUGGGGCUGGGAGAAGUGGGAACAAUUCUGCUGUGUCCCUGGAGACCCUACACCAGCUGGCGGCCUCCUACUUUAUUGACAGAGAAAGCACACUCCGCCGUCUCCAUCACAUCCAGAUAGCAACAGCUGCCAUUAAGGUCACAGAGACACGGACAGGCCCUCUGGGCUGCAGUAACUAUGAUAAUCUGGAUUCUGUGAGCUCAGUCCUGGUGCAAAGUCCAGAAAACAAGGUGCAAUUAUUAGGCCUGCAGGUGCUGCUGCCUGAGUACCUAAGAGAGCGAUUUGUGGCCGCUGCUCUCAGCUAUAUCACCUGCAGCUCUGAAGGGGAGCUCAUCUGCCGUGACAAUGACUGCUGGUGCCAGUGUGGACCAAGCUUCCCAGAGUGCAACUGCCCUGAACCGGACAUUCAGGCCAUGGAAGAUAGCCUGCUCCAGAUUCAGGACACCUGGGCUACACACAAUAGACAGUUUGAGGAGUCAGAGGAAUUUCAGGCCCUGCUAAAGAGACUUCCAGAGGACAGAUUCCUGAACUCAACUGCCAUCUCCCAGUUUUGGGCCAUGGACUCAAACCUCCAGCACCGUUACCAGCAACUGGGGACCAAUUUAAAACUGCUGUCCAAGAAAACCCAUCGCGUCAUUCGCCGCCUCUUCAACCUUUGCAAACGCUGUCCCAGACAGCCUCGAUUCUGGCUGCCCAAGGAAAGACCCUUAUCCUAUUGGUGGAACCGGAUCCAGUCUUUCUUAUAUUGUGCAGAAAGCACUUUCCCUGGAACUUUCUUGGAGCAGAGCCACAGCUGCACCUGCCCCUAUGACCAAUCAUCUUGCCAGGGUCCCAUUCCGUGUGCCUUGGGUGACGGGCCAGCCUGUGCUGUCUGUGCACCAGACAAUAGCACCCGUUGUGGGAGUUGCAAUGAUGGCUACGUGCUGACCCAGGGUUUGUGCCGGCCAGAGGUGGCAGAGUCCCUGGAGAAUUACCUCGGCCUAGAGACGGAUCUGCAGGAUUUGGAACUUAAGUACCUGCUUCAGAAACGGGACAGCCGCAUUGAAGUGCACUCCAUCUUCAUUAGCAAUGACAUGCGUCUGGGCAGCUGGUUUGACCCCUCAUGGAGAAAGCGCAUGCUUCUGACCCUAAAAAGUAAUAAGUACAAGCCAGGGUUGGUCCAUGUGAUGCUGGCUUUGUCACUGCAGAUCUGUCUCACCAAGAAUAGCACUCUGGAGCCCGCCAUGGCCAUCUACGUCAAUCCCUUUGGGGGCAGCCAUUCAGAGAGCUGGUUCAUGCCUGUGAAUGAAGGUGAUUUUCCAGACUGGGAAAGGACUAAUGUGGAUGCAUCUGCCCAGUGCCAAAACUGGACACUCACCUUAGGGAACAAGUGGAAGACCUUUUUCGAGACAGUCCAUGUCUACCUGAGGAGCCGGAUCAAAUCCCUUGAUGACAAUUCAAAUGAGACACUUUACUAUGAGCCCCUUGAGAUGUCUGACCCCUCCAAGAAUCUGGGCUACAUGAAAAUCAACAGUUUACAGGUCUUUGGUUAUAGCAUGCCCUUUGACCCUGAUGCUAUUCGGGACUUAAUCCUCCAGCUGGAUUACCCAUACACUCAAGGUUCCCAGGACUCUGCACUCUUACAGCUUAUUGAGAUCAGGGACCGAGUGAACCAGCUUUCUCCCCCUGGAAAAGUGCGGCUCGACCUUUUCUCUUGCUUGCUCCGGCAUCGGCUCAAACUGGCCAACAAUGAAGUGGGCAGGAUUCAGUCCUCCCUCAGGGCCUUCAAUGCCAAACUGCCAAAUCCUGUGGAGUAUGAGACUGGCAAGCUCUGCAGCUAACCUGGGGGCUCUGGUUAUGUCCCGGGGCUGGGGAGCAGGGGAGCCAAGAAUGACUAAAGGGCCUUAUCUUAGUGCCAAUCAUGUGCAUUGACAAGUGAGACUUGAGAUAAGAUGGAUGCAGAUGUGGGCACACAGAAGCCUAAACCUAUAUACACAUUAUCUCCCUCACUGGGAGACUAAAAUGAAACAGAAUCUGAUUGGUAAAAUCAGUGAUUUCUGACAUGAGAACAGUUGAUAAGAGAAGAGAAUUUUUAAAACCUUCUCUCACACAUACAAAUAUGUUUCAGAAAUCUUUAAAAGUGAUUCUUGCCAUUCAAAGGAAAGAAGGAGCAAAGUGGGGUUGAGCUUUGGGCCUCCCACUUUAAGGAGUCACUUUUGUAUUCUUUUUAACCAGAUGUUUCUAACGAUGUAGUGGUUUUGUGUUCCCCAUUUUGUUUUUUUUUCGGUUUUUGUAUUUUUCUUCUGCUGUGCCCUCUCAACACUGCCUUUUCCCUCAGAACACAUCCCACUGGGAAAUCCUUGAGAAUGAAACAGACAGAGAUUGUGUUUGUUGCUUCUCAUAUUCAUCCCUAUACCUCAGUUUCCCUCUUUGACCCCCUCCUCUCUCUCUGUCCCACCAACAAUUCCAGGGCGCCACGUUCUUCCCAUUACCCCAUACAUCUCUUCAUCUAACUGGACUUAUCCCCUAGAAGCAACGCUGUCAAGUUAGUAAUAGAUAUUCAAUGUAUAGGGCUAUCUUUCUUUCUUUCUUUUUUAAUCAAAAAAUAUUUAUUUUAUGAUUUUUUUUGUUAAUUUGCUCCAACCAAGUGACAUCUGAGUAAAAUUUACCUGGUUUAAUAUAUUUUUUAAAAAAUGCCUUUUUGAGGAAAAAAAAAAGAGAAAAGAGAAAAAAAAAGUGUCUUUCUCUGGGUUGGCUAGAAGUUUUGUUUGUUACUUUGCCUGCUGUGAACGUGUUAGUGUGCUGUGACUGAAUGACUUGAUUGGUUGUAGAGUCCUGUUUGCAAGACAUCUUGCUGUGUUCUAGAUCUGUGUGCACAUAUGUAUGUGUUAAGGGGUGUAUGUGUGUGCAAAUUGUAGGCAUGCUUAUGAGUGACAAAGAGUUAAUUAAUAAGUAUUCAUUAGCUCCUGAUAUGGUAGGCACUGAUUAAGGGAAAAUACAAGCUCUUCAUUAGCCCAUUCUCUCACCACAUUAUUUUUGUUCUAGGCUUAGAUUCAGUUUAUCCCCACAUACAUAAGUUCACAGUAAGAGGUCAGUUUAAGCCAGUUUUUGCUUCAGGGAGGCAGAAUAUCUCUGUGUUUUGGCUAGGAAAUUUGGUGAAGGAUAAGCAAAGUAGGCAGUCUUUCUUUGGCUCUGCUGCCAAUAGCUUCUUGGAUGUUUCAACACCCUUUCUUUCUCGAGACUGAAUCACUCCCAGGAGAAAGUGGACAAAAUUCAGGGAGUAGUCCCUCUAAGACCAUUCUCUUUACUAUCCAUUUUCCUCUUCAAAAAAGAAUCUGAUGGGAAACUUUUACUUUUGACAUAGAGAUGGAUGCAUCAUUUUCCACCUGGAUCCUCAUACAGUAAAUGUUUCCCACUCUGUCCCUAGAUGAAUCAUUUUUCUCUCAAUUCUUCACAUGUUCCCAGUAUAAUUUGUAGGCAUGACAACCCCAAUCCUAUUCAGAAGAGUGCAAUACACAAAUAGCAAGCAUUUCAUUCACCACCUAUGGUACUUCACAGUUGGUGUAACUGGAAUCAGGAGACAGUAGGAAGCCAGUUAGUUCUAUUCAAACCUGUUUAAAGAUUACUGUCAUGCUCUAGCUUUCUGUUUUAUUAUAUUAAAUCACUACAUCUCUUUUUAGUCUAUAAGGAUUCAGAAUUUCUGUGAAAUAAGUGGCCCAGAACAUUGUUACCUUCAAAGCUCCCAUUAAACCCUUCUAGGUCAGGAAUAUUGAGUGAUGGUCCGGUCUUCUGAUAAAUAACAUAUACCAACUGAAGCUGUUGUUCCAUGUCUGUUUCCUCACCUGCAGGAAUCUGGUCAAUACUUGUCAUCUCCUGAGUCAGGAGUGGAUUUCAGUUAGAUUCUGGUAGCGAGAGCGGGGAAGAUGGUGCAAGGAUUGGGUCAGAAGAGAAAAUACUUUCAUUGUUUGAUAAAGGUUGUUUGAGAAGUGUGAAGUGAGUGUGAAAAGUGUGAUUUUACACUCUGACAUGCAUGUCUUCAUAUUGUGUGAGUGAGCAGAGUGAGGGACUUUAGCUCACUAAUUAAAGGCAUUAAGAUCUCAGGUGGAAGAAUCAGCUACCUGCCAUAACAACAUGAGAAUUCUGAGAAGGGAAGCCUUCACAAGGCUGGCUGAACAUGACUGUCAAAAUUGACAGUCUGGAAUCUCAGUAAAAUAGAUUUAUUUAUUCAGAUGGAAAUUGAGUCAGGACAAAGAAUCAAAGAUUUGGUACUCAAUAGGACCACAGAAGUCAUCUAAUCUAAAGUCAUCCUCACUUUAUAGAUGAAAAAACUGAGACCCGGAGUGCUUAAGUGUCUAUUACCUACAUGAGUGUUAAAUGUAAAAGAACUAGGAUUCAAACUCAGGCCCUCCAAUCCUCAAAUCCAAUUUUUUUUCCUCUGGUACCAUGUCCCACUCAACUCCUAAAUGAGGGCAAUUUCCCCUAUUUGUCCCCCAGUCCUUAAAAUCCCCAUCAUUUCAUGUACCUAAAAUGAUGGGGAAUUAUAGCUGCUUGAUUUUAAAUAAAAGAUCCAGUUUGGGAAAAGAGUGUGGCCUCUUGACUUCCUUAUAAAAAUGGAUCUCCAGAACUCCCCAGCUUUGGCCUUUUCAGCUUUGAUGGUCUAGCAGGAAGGUCAAGAGAUUUUAGAAAGAACCAGAUGUGUAAAGGAUAGUUGCCAACUCUUUGCUAGUUCUGAUGUUAGGCUAUGAAAACUGAAGUUGUCACCUUCAUCUAAGCAAUCUUGAAAGCUUCUUACAUAUCAGGUCCAUGUUGACAACAGGCUGCUUUAUUAUUAAAAUACAUUCAUUGAUCCAAUGCUUAACUUGAUGACCGAUAUAUGUUCAGUUUUGAGGUGUUUCUCUGGUACUUCCUGAAGCAGUUAUAUUUUAUACUAUGACUACUCCUACCAUACAAAUGUCCUUUGUUAACAUAGAUCCUAUGGUACAUUAAAAGUUCAGCGCUAGAAAUAUUUUUAGAUGUUCUCUAGUCCAAACUCUUCAUAUUAUAGAAGCCAGGAGAGAUUAUGAUUUUUAAGGGUCAAACAAUAUUGAUAAAAUUAUUCAUAAUAGCUAGCAUUUAUGUAGCACCUAUUUUGUUCCAGGCACUGUGCUAAGGGAACUGUGAAUAUGAUCUCAUUUGAUCUUCUCAACAACCCUGUGAAGUAACUACUAUUUUUAUCUUCACUUUGUAAUUGAGGAAACAUGUCCAAGAUUACACAGAUAGUUCACUGGUGAUAGAUGGAUUUUAUUUGAUUUAUUUUAUUUGAUGUUUUAUUUUUUGCUGAAACAAUUAGGGUUAAGUGACUUGUCCAGGGUCACACAGCUAGGAGGUAUUAAGUGUCUGAGACCAGAUUUGAACUUCAGAUUUGAAGCCAGGUUCUCCUGACUUCAGGGCUGGUGCUCUAUCUUCUGCACUAGUUGCCCCUGAUAGAAUGGAUUUUAAUUAAGGUCUUCCUGACUCCAGACCUGGGACUCUAUCAACUGGGCAACUUAGAUGCCUCAAGUAUAGCUGAGCCUGGAUGAUAGUAUUAGUUCUGUAAGAACUUUGGAGGUCAAGAGUUUUAGUGACUGUCUCAAAGUCAUGCAGUUAUUAAAUUGAAAAAGUAGGAAUUAAACUGAAAUCCUCAGUCUCCAAACUCAGUGACUCUUAGGGAAUUAGUUUCCUGAGCUUCAUUUAAUUCAAGUGACUUGCCCAGAGUCACACACCUAGCAUUAUAUAAGCCAGUAUUCUAUUGGUUGUUAAGUAGUAGAAGAGUUUGAGGUUUAUUAGGAAACAAAAUAUAAAUUCUAAGAAGCAAGUGAAAGUAGCUCCAAAGUCAUUUUUUAGAGACUUGAAUAAAUCAAUAUUACAACCUUGAAAUCAUAGUGGAAUUUCACAGCUAGCUGAGUUGAGAAGUCACAUGUCAUAAGAGUACACAGCUGCAACUGGAGUCAUCAGCAUUUGCAUUAGGGGAUGUCAACAACCUUUUCCAGGACAUGGUUGUAAGUCUGGAAUUGUCAACAGGUUAGUAAUGGUGCUGACAAGCUUAUCACAUCUUGGAAUUGGGAGCCAAAUCUCCAUUCAGCCACUAACACACUUUGGGUAAUAAUCAUCAGAAAUGCAAGCUUUAAUUAUGAUUACAAAGAAAUAAUUCAUCAUAUACUAAUCUGUACUAAUGCAUUAGAUUAAUACCUCUAAGACUAAAUAAUACCUUUAAGACUUAAUACUAAUAAUAUAAUGCUAUCUUGAGCAAACUCACUCAUACAUCAACAGCCAAUCCCCCAAAUGAAGGUGAUAUUAGGUCUUUGUAUUCUCCUGUUAGGCUUAAGUCCAGUCCCUGGCCUUUUCCCAUAAGCAUAAGAAUUAAUUCAUGUGAGCCUUAUGAGUAAGUAGAAUAAAUUUACCUACAUGUUCUGAUUUCAAAGAGUGCCAGACACAUUAUUACCUGUCUCUAUAUUUUUAUUCUUCCUGUGUCUUGAAGACUUCUGUCUGUACCUCCCUAUUAAAGGGGAAAACUUCCAGGAAGGUGAUACUCCAUUAGCUGCAUAGAUGCAAAGUUGUUCAACUAGCCUCAUUUGCCCUUUUGAGAGAAAUCUUAUUCUGUAGAUCAGAGAAAUGCUACACUUUAUAAAUCUAGAUUUCAUCAAAGCAUUUGACAAUGCCUUUCACUAUAUACUUGUUUUAUUGAUGCCCUUUUUUACCUUACUUGUUGUAUUAUACCUCCCCCACUAUAACCCACACUUGAAACCUUCCACUGUAAAAAUGAAAACAGUUCAGCAAAAGCAUUUUUUGCAUUCUUCUCCCUCUUUAUUACCUUUAAUGUAAACUACAAUUAUUUUCAUGUGAACUUUAUCUUAUUUUUAAUAAAGCUUUUUAUUUUCAAAACAUAUGAAUAGAUAGUUUUCAACAUUCACUUUUGCAAAACCUUGUGAUCCAUUUUUUUUCCUUCCUCCCUUUCUCCUGCCUCUUCCCCUAGAGGGUAAGUAAUCUAAUAUAUGCUAAAUAUAGCAAAAGCAUUGAUAUUUUGACCCUGUAUAAAACAUUCUGAAUAUAGAGUUUCCUGCCUUUUCACAGGAGAAAGGAGCGAUCACUAUAUCAUUGAGGAAAAUAAUAUUUAUGCACUGGAUAAAACCACAGCAUGGUUCAAUGACCAGAUCCAAAAAGUUAUUCCUAAAGGAUUGAUGUCAAGAUCAGGAUGGGGAGGCAAUGUUCUCUAGUGAAGUGCCAUAGAGAUGCUCUCACUCCUAUUCAGUUUGGUACAUUUUUGAUGAAUUAUUUGAAGACAAAUAUGUUUUUAAUAAUUACUCUGGGGCAUUAUAGUGGAAAGGGCCUAAACUUGGAGUAAAUUUAUAUUAGAUAUGUGCUGUCUGGACCCAAAAUGGCAAAUUUAUGUUUAGUGUCAGCAAUAUUUUCUAACAAUUAGAGCUGUCCCAAAGUUGAAUGAGCUACCUUAAGAAGUGUUGAGUUCUCCUUUCUUGGACACCUUUACACAGAGGCCACGGCAAUGACUACUUGGGUGUAUUAUAAUGGAGAAUCUUUCUUGUUACACUGAAUAGUUGUUGAGCUUCCUUCCAACUCCCAAAUAAUGUAAUUCUGAAUCAGAACAACUGGAUUUAAUUUAUUUUCUAAUAUAUGCUCAUGAGAAAAUCAUUUCUCAGUUUCCUCAUCUGUAAAAUGGAAACAAUAGUCCACUACCUGCCUUUUAAAAUUUUUGUUGGUAAUAUACCUUGUAAAUCUUAAAACACUAUAUAAAUUUGAACUAUUAUUACCAAAUGAAAUCUUAUCAAAUUUGUAUGAGGCAUGGAACUUAUAUAGAAAGAACUGUCAGCUGGCUGACAAGAGUCUGUAUCCAAAAACAUUUCAUUAGGUUAGGACAAUAGGCUGGCUAUAAGAAGGUGAAAUAAAUUAUAAAUAAACAUAAAUUCAUACAGAUAAUUUAUUUUAUUAGAAUAUAUCAACUGCACAAGGACAGAUGAAGGUAAUAUGGGUUAUCAAUCAUUGAUGGGAAAACACCCAGAUAUUUUAGUAGGUUGGAAAUUUAAUCUCAAAGAAUAGAAAGACAUGGCAACCAAAACUAAGUUAAUGAGAUCUGGAGAGCAUCCAGAAUGAGGAAAUUUAUAUUCCAUUCUGCUCUGGUCAGACAACGAUACUGUUUUCAGCUCUAGUGCCAUAUUUGAAAAGUAAAUUGAUAAACUUAAACCAGUUCAGAAGGGAGCAAACAUGAUAGUGAAGAUAGCAGAAAUAGUGACACAAGGGAAUUGGUUGAAACAAUCAGGAAUGUUUAGCGCUCUGUGUGUGUGUAUAUGUAUGUUUAUGUUUUAAGAUGCUACAGUGGAAUAGGAUGGGGCAGCUAGGUGGAAGAGUGGUUAGAGUAUCAGCCCUGAAGUCAUGAGGACCUGAGUUAAAAUCUGGUCUUAGACACUUAACACUUCAUACUUCCUAGCUGUGUGACCCUGGACAAAUCACUUAACCCAAAUUGCCUCAGCAAAAAAAAAAAAAAAAAAAAAAAAGCCAUAGUGGAAAAGAGCUGACCUCCAAAUUGCAAAAUAA
Antechinus flavipes (yellow-footed antechinus) is the source of this 9897-nucleotide messenger RNA. RefSeq names its product BMP/retinoic acid inducible neural specific 2 (gene BRINP2). The transcript has 8 exons. Gene Ontology annotation, biological process: positive regulation of neuron differentiation; negative regulation of mitotic cell cycle. Lineage: Eukaryota; Metazoa; Chordata; Mammalia; Dasyuromorphia; Dasyuridae. Bases 825 to 3173 code for a protein of 782 amino acids. The record is from RefSeq and is a predicted model, not a curated record.